Messenger RNA from Penicillium longicatenatum, 1452 nucleotides. RefSeq lists its product as uncharacterized. The transcript has 2 exons. Lineage: Eukaryota; Fungi; Ascomycota; Eurotiomycetes; Eurotiales; Aspergillaceae. The record is from RefSeq and is a predicted model, not a curated record. Gene Ontology annotation, molecular function: protein binding. The coding region runs from base 1 to 1452 and encodes 483 amino acids.
AUGGCCUCCUCCACAUCCGUAGAUGCGCUGGCAAGCGCUAUAGUUGCGCGAUUCCUACGGACUUAUAACUACACAGAGACCCUACAAGCCUUCAUCCGCGAAGCAGAUCUUCCACCUGACGUGGGGCAAGCUUCUGGUGAUGACACCCACAAUUUGACCGUCCAAAGCUUGCUGGAAGAGAAGAAGACGUUCGACCACACCGUCAAUUUUGAGAGGUAUGGAAAAGAAGGCAAAGAGAAUGAGGGAUGGAGUGUUCCUGCACCAUCAAAGCCAACAGUGAUUCAGACACCGACAUCAUCAAAUAUUCUCUCUGCGUCUGUAGAGCUUUGGAAUAAAUCAAGUCAUGAUGCAGAUGCACCUGACUCGGUACAGCCGCUGAUUCUCUCUACAGGCGCUGAUCGACAAGCGCAUUUGUUCGAAAUAGCGCCGGAUCAUGCCUCUCUUGCCUCCCUAUCUGGCUUGUUUGAUUCACCUGUGCUCUCCUAUGCAUCAAUCCUCAAUGGUCGAUACAUCCUGAUGGGUACCAUGUCUGGCAAGCUUCUGCUUCAGCAAGAAAAUCGUGUCCUAGACAGUAGGAAAGACCACGCUAAAUACGUUGUCAAGGUUGUCGCACAUGAGGACAAGAGCUCGUCCGGGCCAUCACGAAGAUUUUGGGUUGCCACCGCUGGCUGGGAUGCAACUGUCUACCUAUACCGACUCGAUAUUCCAACCGAGGAAGAGCCGAACUCUUCGCUGGUCAUCGGGGAGCCUGUGGCGCUUAUCAAGCUAACCACGAACCCCGAAUCACUACUUUUCGUCCCGCAUGUUGAUACCGGCGAGUUACUUCUCCUUGUCUCGCGCCGGGACUCGACAAAUAUCUACUACUACGAAGUCGCAUCGUCCACCUCCGAGUCCCGCCUUCUUGGAAAGCAGAAUCUAGCUCCCCACUCCAAUGCCUGGGUUGCCUUUUCUCCAGCUUACAUGGCGCUCAGCCCACACGACCCUGGUUUACUAGCUGUUGCCACUUCAACACUCCCGCACUUGAAAGUGAUGAUCGUGCGCCUUUUGUUUCCGUCUACCGAGUCCCUUGGUGAUACCGACUUUGCAGAUGCAGCAAUGACGCAGGCAUCUCAGGCUCUUGCAGCUUUGGCGCUGCAGAACCGUGAGGACGCUGCUAUUUUGCUUCAGGCAAAUACAUUUGCGCCGCAGACGGCAUACUCGACUCCACAGGUUGUGUGGAGACCUGAUGGGUCGGGAGUUUGGGUCAACGGGGACGAUGGGUUGGUGCGGGGAAUUGAGACGAAGACGGGCAAGGUGGUGGCUACGUUGAAAAAUGGCCAUGAGUUUGGCUCCAAGGUGCGGACGAUCUGGGCGGGUUACGUUGAUGUUCCUGGUGAAGAUGAUAGUCAGACAGAGCAGGAAUGGGUGAUCAGUGGUGGAUUUGACAAGAGGUUAGUUGUGUGGAAAGUAUGA